AUGACUGUGUCAAGCAGCUUCAUGUCCUCUUACACAGAGGCCACAGUCAACAUGCUUCCAUCAAUGUCAAGGACACCUGAGAUUGCAGACACUCUGGUUGACUUGUUGCCCUUGUUGUCCACAGGAGUGAGCCCAGUUCAUAAUGGACAAGUUUGCAGUACAUGGGGCAACUACCACUUCAAGACGUUUGACGGGGACAUGUUCCAACUGCCCUCCACCUGCAACCACGUCCUGACCUCACUGUGUCAUAGCAGUUAUGAGGACUUUAACAUCCAGAUGAGGAGACAGGUGGUGAACGACCUACCCACCAUCAGCAAGAUCACCAUGAAGCUGGACGGCACCACAGUGGAGAUCUCUAAGGACUCCAUCCUGGUCGAUGGCAUGAUGGUGCUCCUGCCUUUCAGCCAAUCAGGCAUCCUCAUUGACAAAACUCCCACCUACAUCAAGGUCAAAGCCAAGCUUGGACUGGUCGCUGUAUGGAACGAGGAUGAUUCCCUCUUGGUGGAGAUGGAUGCUAAAUACAGAAACCAUACCUGUGGCUUGUGUGGGGACUUCAAUGGGGUUCAACUUCAGAAUGAGUUCUAUAGCAAUGGUGUAAAGAUUUCCCCUGAAGACUAUGGAAACUUCUGGAAGAUGGACGGACCAACUGAAAGCUGCACUGAGCCCUCUAUUCCCUCCGUUGAGAGCUGCGGCAACCUGACUGCAGUGUGUGAGCAGCUCCUUUCAGCCCCAGCCUUCAGCAGCUGUCAAGGUCUUCUGGAUGUAGCAUCGUUCACCAAAGCCUGCAUGGCAGACUUGUGCCACUGUAACAACAGUGCCAAAUCGUUCUGCCUGUGCAACACCAUGUCAGAGUUUUCUCGCCAGUGUGUCCAUGCAGGAGGUACACCCACGCAGUGGAGGACCCCUCAAUUCUGUCCAAAGUCAUGUCCCAACAACAUGGUGUACCAGGAAUGUGGCAGCCCCUGUCCUGACUCCUGUUCCAACCCCCAGACCAGCCACAUGUGUGAUAGCCACUGUACCGACGGCUGCUUCUGCCCUCCAGGCACUGUGCUGGAUGACAUUACCAACAGAGGUUGUGUCCCUCUGACUGAGUGCUCCUGCAGAUACAACAACAAAAUCUAUGCCCCUGGACAAACCUACUCCAGCUCCUGCAAAAACUGCAUGUGUUCCGGUGGUCAGUGGAGCUGCCAGCAGAAGGACUGUCCAGGGACGUGCUCUGUGGAGGGAGGGUCUCACAUCAGCACCUUCGAUGGGAAACUCUACACCUUCCAUGGAGCCUGCUCUUACGUGCUGGCUAAGGACUCUGACGGGCAGCAGUUUGUUGUCCUUGGAGAUCUGGAACAAAAUGGUCUUUCUGAAAGUGAAACAUCCUUGAAGACUGUCACCCUGGCUCUCUCUGGAGGAUCAACUGUGAUCAUCAUACAACCAAGUGGUAAAGUCUUUGUCAACGGAUUCUACUCUCAACUUCCCUUCUCUGCUGCUGGUGCCACCGUGCUCAGGGCCUCAACCUCCUUCCUGGUGGUGCAGACCUCUGUAGGUCUGCUGCUAGAGGUACAGUUGCAGCCCAUAAUGCAGGUCUACAUCACUGCAGCCCCGAGCUUGCACAACGAGACCUCAGGUCUCUGUGGAAACUUCAACAACAACCAAGCAGAUGACUUCCUAACUGCAAGCGGGUUGAGAGAGGGCACUGCUGUAGGCUUUGCCAACACCUGGAAGACCCGCGCGAGUUGCCCGGAUAUCAAGAGCAGUUUUGAAUCUCCCUGCAGCCUCAGCUUUGAAAACGAAAAAUAUGCCCAGCAUUGGUGCUCCAUGCUAUCGGACCCUGAGGGUGUGUUUGCUGCCUGUCACUCAGAGAUCAGCCCAGACUCCUACAAAUCUAACUGCAUGUAUGACAGCUGUAACUGUGAGAAGAGUGAGGACUGCAUGUGUGCUGCUGUCUCUUCAUAUGUCCACGCCUGUGCUGCUGCAGGGAUCAUGCUCAACAACUGGGGAAACACCAUCUGCACCAAGUACACCAGCUCCUGCCCCAGUACUAUGGUCUAUGACUACAGCAUCACUAGUAGCAGCCGAACCUGCCACUGCUAUAGCAACUCUGACCCCACCUGCUCCAUCACCUUCACGUCUGUGGCCGGGUGUGUCUGUGCUGAGGGAACCUACCUGGAUGAUACUGGCAAGUGCGUGGCCCCAUCCAGCUGCCCCUGCUACUACAAGGGCUCAGUGGUGCCACCCAGCCAGGUCAUCAGCAAGGAUGGAGCCAUGUGCACCUGCAAAGAGGGAAAACUCAACUGUAUUGGAGAGCCUGACAAUGUUCCAUCAUGCCAAGCACCCAUGGUUUAUUUCAACUGCUCGAGCGUGGCCCCCGGUAUGAAAGGCUCAGAGUGCCAAAAGAGCUGCAACACCCAAGACAUGGCCUGUGUGAGUGCAGAGUGCAUCUCUGGCUGUGUGUGUCCCUCUGGUCUGCUGUCUGAUGGGAAAGGGGGCUGCAUCAAGCCUGAUCUUUGCCCUUGUUUCCACAACGGAGUUCCCUACCAAUCAGGAAACAGCAUCACAGUGGACUGCAAUACCUGCACAUGUAAAGACAGGAAAUGGGAGUGUACCGACAACUUGUGCCAUGGCACAUGCUCUGUCUAUGGAGACGGACACUACAUCACCUUUGAUGGGAGACGAUACACUUUUGAUGGGAGCUGUGAAUACACCCUUGCCGAGGACUAUUGUAGCAGCAAGCAGAACCAGAGCAGCUUCAGAGUCAUCACUGAGAACGUGCCCUGUGGCACCACAGGCACCACUUGCUCCAAGGCCAUAAAGCUGUUCCUUGGGGACACCGAACUGAUUUUGACAGAGGGCAACUAUCAGGUGGUCCAGAGAGGACCUGGGGAGGUUGUGCCCUACCAGAUCUACACCAUGGGGAUCUACCUGGUUAUAGAGGCCAACAAUGGCCUCAUCCUCAUGUGGGACAAGAAGACCAGCAUGUUCAUCAAGCUCAGUCCACAGUUCAAGGGAAAAGUAUGUGGUCUAUGUGGUAACUAUGAUGGAAACGCCAAGAAUGACUUCACCACCAGAAGCCAGGCUGGUGUUGUCAAUGCUCUGGAUUUUGGCAACAGCUGGAGAGUGUCUGCAAGUUGCCCUGAGGCCAAGGUCCAGCGGAGUCCCUGUACGGCCAACCCCUACAGGCAGUCCUGGUCCCAGAAACAGUGCAGCAUCAUUCAGAGUGAAGUGUUCUCCGCCUGCCAUUCUAAUGUUGACCCCGCACCUUUCUACGAUGCCUGUGUACGAGACUCGUGUGCUUGUGACAGCGGAGGAGACUGUGAAUGUUUCUGUACCGCUGUGGCUGCUUAUGCUGAGGCCUGCAACGAAGCUGGAGCGUGUGUGUCCUGGAGAACCCCACAGAUAUGCCCUCUGUUCUGUGAUUACUACAACCCCCCUGGUGAAUGUGAGUGGCACUAUAAGCCAUGUGGAUUCCCCUGUAUGAAGACCUGCAGGAACCCCUCUGGGACAUGCUCUACUCAGAUUCCUCCUCUAGAAGGUUGCUACCCCAAAUGUCCGCCAACUCUACCUUACUUUGAUGAAGACACCAUGAAGUGCGUGGAGCAGAAAGACUGUGGCUGCUUUAAGGGUGGGAAACACUACAACAGUGGAGACAAAGUCCCAACAACAGAUAACUGCUUUACAUGUAAAUUUGAAAUGCUGCAAGACAGUGGAAUGUCCAACUACAUCUCCCCCUACAACACCAUCAACAACAACAUCAACCACAACUCCAUCCACAACCAAUCUGACAACUACAACACCUCCUACAACUACAACUCCUCCAAUGACUACAUUUCCCCCUACAACUACGACACCCACAACAACAUCAACUACAACUCCAUCCACAACCACUCCAACAACCCCAGUUCCAACAACACCAUGCUCUGGACAGGGCAGUUGCACCACGACAACUGCAACAACUACAACUCCCGCUACAACUCCCCCUACAACAACAACUACAACUCCCCCUACAACUACAAUUCCAAAUACAACUACAACACCCCCUACAACUACAACAACAACUCCCCCUACAAGUACAAGUGCUACACCCACAACAACAACAACAACAUCAUCUACAACCCAAUCCACUCCAACAACCCCAGUUUCAACAACACCAUGCUCUGGACAGGGCAGUUGCACCACGACAACUGCAACAACUACAACUCCCGCUACAACUCCCCCUACAACAACAACUACAACUCCCCCUACAACUACAAUUCCAAAUACAACUACAACACCCCCUACAACUACAACAACAACUCCCCCUACAAGUACAAGUGCUACACCCACAACAACAACAACAACAUCAUCUACAACUCAAUCCACUCCAACAACCCCAGUUUCAACAACACCAUGCUCUGUUACCACCACAACCAAGCCUACAACACCAACUCCCACUACAACUACAACACCAACUCCCACUACAACUACAACACCCCCUACAAGUACAAGUGCUACACCCACAACAACAUCAUCUACAACUCAAUCCACUCCAACAACCCCAGUUUCAACAACACCAUGCUCUGGUCCGACCACUUGUCAUUGUACAAGUACUACACCCACAACAACAACAACAUCAUCUACAACUCAAUCCACAACAUCAACCACCAGAGUUAUCACUCAAAUUCCUCCUACAACUACUCCUGUGCUGUGAUCUACAAUGUUUCUGACCACGAUGGAUGGUGCUACGUAGGUUACUGCAACAAUUUCUGUCAAAUUGCAAUCAACUCUAGCCUAUGUCAAUCAACACCAGCUCCUACCACAACAGCAACCAAAGCUACCAUUUCACCACCAUUUGAAAAGCCCUGUACACAGUUUAACCCACCAAGACAGAAUGGGCAAAGUUGGAAACAUGACGCAUGUUCCAACGCAACAUGCAACCAAGGAAACGUGACUAUCCACCAUGUUCCUUGUGAAGUUCCCAAGCCCAUAGUUUGCCAAAACAACUAUCCCCCCAUAAGAGUUUAUGAUGAGUCUGGGUGCUGCUAUCAGUACCAGUGUCAAUGCAUCUGUUCUGGUUGGGGAGAUCCCCACUAUAUAACAUUUGAUGGCACAUACUAUGGCUUCCAAGGAGACUGUUCCUAUGUUUUGGUCAAAGAAAUCCUACCCAAAUACAACUUCAGUGUAACCAUCGAUAACUACUUCUGCAACUCUCCAGAUGGCCUGUCCUGCCCUCAGUCCAUUACCGUUUACUAUCACUCCUAUCAGAUCUACAUGACGCAAAAAGACAUUAAUGGAGUUGUCACCAACCUGAUUUAUGUCAACAACAAGCGCAUCAUACCAGCCUUUGAGAAUGCAGAUUUCCGUAUCACAGACAACGGCAUUGAAUCAACGGUUAUCAUCCCAGAGAUCGAUGCCAAAGUGACCUUCACUGGGCUCAUGUUUGCCAUCUACUUACCAUAUGCCAAGUUCCACGGAAACACAGAGGGACAGUGUGGUACCUGUGACAACAACCGCACAGAUGACUGUAUGCUGCCCACUGGGCAGGUCAUCUCUUCUUGUCCAGACAUGGCCAACUCAUGGCAUGUUCCUGACCACAACAACAGCCACUGCUCUGCUCCACCGACUCAACCUCCCACCAUUGUGCCCCCUCCACCAUGCAAUGCGGCCAUCUGCGAGAUCAUCAAGACCGACGUGUUUGCAUCCUGUCACAAGACCAUCCCUUAUGAGGCCUACUACGAGGCCUGCAACUUUGACGUCUGUCACAUGGUCAACAUCUCCAUUGGCUGCAGCAGCUUGCAGGUGUAUGCAGAUGCCUGUGCACAGGCAGGAGUGUGCUUCGAAUGGAGGGAUGCCACUGACGGGUUAUGUGACUUCAAUUGCAAUGCACCGUUGGUGUACGAGGCCUGUGGCCCUGCAGUGGAGUCGACGUGUAACCUCAGGUACAAUCUGAAUUUCAUCGAGACCAAAGACGAAUACACCUCCUUGACAACUAUGAAGAUUGAGGGCUGCUACUGCCCCAGUGGCACCACACUGUUGAGCCCAGGCAGCAACAUCUGCAUCCCCAACUGUGAUGUAUGCAUUUUGAGAAACGGAAUAUGGAAAGAGGUCAACGAGAGAUGGGUAGAGAACUGUUAUGAGUGUGUAUGUGAGGAGGCCAAACUGCCACAACCGUCUUGCCACCACAUAGGGUGCCCCACACAGGCCCCACUGUCCUGCAACCAGACGGGUCAAGUCAUAGUUACAGAGAAGGAUGGCUGUUGUCAAAAGUGCGUGUGUGAUGUCACACAGUGCUCUUCAUCCAGACUCACAUGCCCCCCUGGCUACAAGACAGAAGUGCCCAUGGGAGUUUGCUGCCCCAACUGCGGUGAGCUAGCUGUAGAUGUGUGA
Molecule: messenger RNA, 6354 nt
Organism: Osmerus eperlanus (European smelt)
Lineage: Eukaryota; Metazoa; Chordata; Actinopteri; Osmeriformes; Osmeridae
Product: mucin-5AC-like
Exons: 43
Coding region: 1-6354 (2117 amino acids)
Cellular component (GO): extracellular matrix
Molecular function (GO): protein binding
Source: RefSeq, a predicted model, not a curated record